Messenger RNA from Porites evermanni, 1515 nucleotides. NCBI's taxonomy places the organism in Eukaryota, Metazoa, Cnidaria, Anthozoa, Scleractinia, Poritidae. The record is from the annotation of a GenBank genome assembly.
AUGGUCUUGAUAGAAGAUUCAUCGUGGGAACCAAUCAAAGAGACUGACAAGCAACAAUUUUGCGUGGAAAUGAUGAAACGCCUCGAUAUUCAACGAAGGAACGAGCAGUUCUGCGAUGUUGUUUUGGAGGCGUGCAACGGCGAGGAUCUUGCUCGCUUUAAAGCUCACAGGAUCGUGUUAUGUGCAGCAAGCCCAUUUUUCUACAGUGCUCUUAACAGCGACAUGAAAGAAAGCAAAGAAGGACUUAUUAGAUUAGAAGAUACGAGCAAAGUUGCGAUCGAGGAAUUGUUAGACUAUCUUUACACCGGACACGUGGAUGUCACGCGACACAACGCGUUCGACUUGUUAAAGAUAGCUGAUUUCUUGGUGAUUCCCAGUUUGAAAGAGGUUUCAAGCAAGUUUAUGAUACAAGCAUUGUCUUCUUCAAACUGUCUCAUGGCAUAUUAUUCGGCUGUGAAUUAUCGGUGCAUCGAAUUACAAGAAAAAGCGAGGGAUUUUAUCUGUGCAAAUUUCGAGAGCGUUGUUGAACACGAAGAUUUUCUGAACUUAACCAUCAGCGAGGUGGAAGAGUGGAUAUCAAGCGAUGAAAUCAGAGUGAGAGGAGAAGAAGACGUUUUCCAGGCAAUUGUGAAGUGGGUAGAACAAAAGGGGAGCCGAGAACGUGAAAAAUUUUUUGAAUUAUUUCGUCAUGUUCGGCUUAUUUACUUGUCACGCAACUAUGUUUUCAAUGAAAUUUUACCACAUCCUUUUGUAAACGAAGACAAAGAAUGUGCAGCAUUUGUCUUAGAUGCAAUGAAAGAGGUUUCUUCAGGCUCUGAAGAGUGCUUUUUUGCUCAAACACCAAGAAACUGCCUGAAGACAACAGAAGAUUGCCUCGUUUUUUUGGGACCAAGUAAAACGCUUUGUUAUGUUCCCCCAGAAAACAAGUGGUAUCAGAUGGUAGACAAAACCAAGAGCAGGUAUAUGUAUUCUGCGAGUGCUUCUCAUGGUAAAGUUUAUAUCAACAAUGGACCUGGUUUUGAUUAUCCUAUUGAGCGUUUUGAUCCAGCCAUAAACUCAUGGGCUCCUCUGACAUCGUAUUGUGGCCAGAUGUCACACUCCUGUGCAGCUGUGGUUCAUUUCCAAGGAUUUUUGUAUGUGAUUGGUGGGGAAAAAAAGGGAGAGGUAGCAAAUUGUGUACAUAAAUACAAUCCAGAUACAAACCUAUGGCAGGAAGUAGCAGCAAUGAAUGUUUCACGAUCUUCACUGUGUGCUGUAGCUGACAAGGACACCUUAUAUGCAAUUGGUGGUUGUUCAAACAUACAAACACUGGAUGUGGUAGAAAGAUUUGAUCCCAAAAUGAACUCCUGGUGCAGAGUUGCUUCAACUCUAGAAAAGAGAUGUGCUGUAGCUGACAAGGACACCUUAUAUGCAAUUGGUGGUUGUUCAAACAUACAAACACUGGAUGUGGUAGAAAGAUUUGAUCCCAAAAUGAACUCCUGGUGCAGAGUUGCUUCAACUCUAGAAAAGAGAGAG